UAUAUGUACUCCGACUUCUUCGGCACGCCACCAAACCAAACCAGCCAACGCAGCCUAAGAAUAACGCCGUUAGAUAAAUAUAAAACGACGCUUCACUUAUUCCUCACAGUCACUCAUACAGGAGAGGAGUUCAUUUAAAUACUGUGUUCGUGAGCCAUUUAAGUGAAACAAGCAUCGUUAAACGUUCAAGUAAGUUAAGUUUUCAUACAAAAACUUUGAGUAAUCUUUGUACAUACAUAUUUAUAAAUGAACUAAAGUAGAGUGCAGUGGCUUUAACGCAGUGGAAAGAGAAAAGUACAUUUUGUGUUGUUGAACUUUGUUACGUAAUAAAUACGUGGAUCUCUUAAAAAUGGGUCUAAUAACUAAAUUCCGUGCUCGUGUAAAGUCUUCGAAAAUUAGUGCAAAAUCCAGUAGUGCUAGGCUGACUUAUCAGCAAGAACAAUUAUUUGGGCUGCAUAUCUCCCAAAGUGGGUUGAUCAUGUCAGAAUUGGGAAAGACGCCAUCGCCCCAUGGCAUCUAUUAUAACUUGAUGGGCUGUCCCAGAGGGAAAAAGUCGUACUACAAUUAUGACUGCAAUUUUCAGAAAAAUCCGGAAACUCUCGUAAUGCUUCUCUUACUUCCACUAAUGUUGGGGAGGAUUGGACUCUUGUAUGCGUGCAUUAUUUACCAGUACCCUUUACACAUGAUGUUCGACUUGGCAAAAAAGUGGUUGCUUAAAGGAUUCUCACACAUGAAAACCAUCAGCUCCAAAAUAUAUACGAGUUUGGACAAGUGUGAAAUCUCAUUUGUGGGCAUGAAUAUCUACACAAUGGUCAAUCAGAUGGUUUUCUUCAUGGUGUGUGAUCGUGCCGUGGGGCUCCAAAAUCGGGAAAAGAUUACCAGCCUGUACUCCUUACUGUUCUACAAUGUUUUGGCAUACUGCUUCUCCUAUGUUAAGGAGGUUAUUGAGAAGGAAAACUGGGAUCUGAGCGUGAAUCUAACUCCUUCCAGUCAAGUCCGCCAUUUGGCCAUGUCGACGACCAAAAUAGUCCUCGAGUGGAUCAAAGCAGUCACAUUCAUCGUAACCGUGGUGUGCAUGCUCCUUGUUCUCGGUCUGGAGCAAGGUUUGGACCACUACUGUCCUACCCGAUUCUACAUCCUGAUCACUCUGACUUAUUACAUUCUCACGGAAAAGCUGAUUCAAGACUCGUUGCCAAAUUUACUCGUGUUCGUUCCCAGCAAGCGAUUCCAAGAUGAAAUCUGCGGCCUUGAGAAGCCUGCCUCCACGCUGCUUAUCAAAAGUCUGACCACCCUUCUGAACGCUUCCAUGUUGUUGGUUCCUCUGUCGGACGCAUUGCAAAAAGGGAUGCUCCUCCCGCUUUCCAUCAACUCCAUCAAGAUCUUCCUGGUGACUUUGUACUUCAAUGUGUGGCUCCAGUACAAAUCUUCGCUCGUGAUUAAAUCUCAUUUGGAAGAGGAACUCGCACUAGUUUCCAGUUUCAGGGUGGCGUCUCCUGAAGAGUUGGAGAGUCAUGAUGACGUUUGUGCGAUUUGUUUGACCCCCCUCGACUACGCGAGAAGUACGCCGUGCCAUCACUUUUUCCACGUCAAUUGUCUCAGGCUUUGUUUAAAGGCGGCGAGCAACUUGUGUCCCAUUUGUAAACGAGAGUUUCGCUUUCACUAAAACUAAACAAACUUUAUUGCUUAUUGGGGACUCGACGAAAUCAGACUGCUCUGUUCUUACUGCUGCUAUUUACUAAAACUACACUUAUUUAUUGUUAAUAUUAGUUCAAAAGAAAGUUUUCGCACACUUUCGCCGAGUCCGUCGCCGCCUUAAUUAAUUGUCCGCAUAGACAAUCAUGUUGCUAUCUCUGCAUUCUCUUACCAUAGUAUUAAUUAUUUUCGAGAGAAAUUCGCAUAUUUGCGUAUUUUCUUGUUGUAUUUCACACACAAACAUUGCACACACUAUGUAAAACUGUUCCUAAAAAAAGUAAAUGAAACUGAAUUGGAAGUCAAUAUACACGAAUAUGUAAACAUUGAAAUUGGAAGUUGAUAGUGAAAGUAGCAGUAUUUUAUGUUUUGUAUCUUUCGUAUUGUUUCCGGAAGUAGAUAUGUUGCGUCGUAAUACAACUGCUUUUGUGUAUGUAGUAUUUACGUCGUAUUGUGAAUAGUAAAAAUAAAUCAAUAUUAUGUAAUCGUAAAUAACA
Folsomia candida is the source of this 2186-nucleotide messenger RNA. RefSeq lists its product as uncharacterized. Lineage: Eukaryota; Metazoa; Arthropoda; Collembola; Entomobryomorpha; Isotomidae. The transcript has 6 exons. The record is from RefSeq and is a predicted model, not a curated record. The coding region runs from base 350 to 1663 and encodes 437 amino acids. Gene Ontology annotation, molecular function: ubiquitin protein ligase activity. Gene Ontology annotation, cellular component: endomembrane system.